AUGCUUCGUGUUUUUCAACAUCACACUUUUUCUCACUCCAUCCGAUGUAUGUCCACUUCCACUAGAACUCUCGUACACCAUCAUGGUGACGAUAUGGAUCUUAGCAAUCCAGAUCACAUGCGAUUACAUAAACUAUACCGUCCUGAAAGAAUUACACCAUCAAAACGAGGCGUUGAACUUCUGAAAACACCACGCUUAAAUAAAGGUAUGGCAUUUUCACUUUACGAACGACAAUAUCUUGGAAUUCAUGGUCUUCUUCCUCCUGCGUUUAUGACUGAGGAACAACAAGCGUACAGAGUUAUGGCUAAAUUACGUAAACAACCUGAUGAUCUUGCAAAAUAUAUUCAGCUGGAUGCACUUCAAGACAGAACGGAGAAACUUUUCUACCGUGUGCUCUGUGAUAACAUCAAGGAGCUGAUGCCAAUUGUUUACACGCCCACAGUAGGAUUGGCAUGUCAAAAAUUUGGUUUUAUCUAUAGGAAUCCGAAAGGCCUUUAUAUAACCAUUAACGACAACAGUAUAAGCAAAAUCUAUCAAAUACUAAGCAAUUGGCCAACUCAGAACGUUAGGGCUAUCGUCGUGACCGACGGUGAACGAAUACUUGGCCUCGGCGAUUUAGGCACAUACGGUAUUGGGAUUCCGGUUGGAAAACUAGCGUUGUAUGUUGCUUUGGCUGGAAUACAGCCUGAAUGGUGCCUACCUGUCAUUAUUGAUGUCGGAACGGAUAACCAGGGUUUACUCAACGAUCCAUUCUACACAGGUUUGCGUCGAAAACGUGUGAGAGGGAAAGAAUACGAUAGGCUGAUGGACAAUUUCAUGAAAGCUUGUACAAAGAGGUUCGGGCGCGACACGUUGAUUCAAUUCGAGGACUUUGCUAAUCAGAACGCAUACCGUUUGCUGGAUAUGUACAAAAACGAAUAUUGUGUGUUCAACGAUGACAUUCAAGGUACCGCUUCUGUGGUUGUCGCAGGUCUUAUCGCUGCUACACGAAUCACCGGGAAACCGUUACGCGACCACAAAUUCGUAUUUUUUGGUGCUGGCGCGGCCUCCACAGGUAUAGCCGAGCUAUGUGUGAUGGAGAUGAAAGAAGAAGGUUUGACAGAGGAAGAAGCGUGUUCAAAAAUAUUUCUUAUGGAUAUCCAUGGUCUUAUCACACAAAGCCGUAUUAAAAAUUUGUCAGAGCGUCAUGUAAAGUUUGCAAAGGAUAUGUCAGACACGAAAAAUCUUCUUGAGGUUAUAAAAACAGUGAAGCCGGAUGGAAUUAUAGGUGCUUCCACCGUUGGAGGAUCGUUCACCGAAGAAAUUAUCUCUGAAAUGGCUCGCUUGAAUCAACGACCGAUUAUUUUUGCCCUCUCAAAUCCGACGAGUAAAGCGGAAUGUACGGCUGAGGAAGCGUAUCGAAUAACAAGCGGAUCGGUCCUAUUCGCUUCCGGAUCCCCGUUCGAAAACGUUGAAAUGGAUGGCAGAAUAUUUAAACCAGGACAGGGAAAUAACGCCUACAUUUUUCCUGGAAUAGCACUUGGAGCCGUUCUUUUCAAGGCGAAACACAUACCCGACGAAGCAUUCCUCAUAGCUGCUCGGCGUUGUGCCAGUUUUGUUACGGAGAAAUCCUUGCAUACAUAUGGACGACUUUAUCCACGUCUUAAGGAUAUUCGUGAGCUGUCCAUACUAAUAGCAAUCGACGUUGGAAACUAUCUCUUCCAGCAUAACCUUGCUACACUUCAUCCUGAACCGGAGAAUAAGGAAAUGUUCAUUCGUCAGCAAAUCUAUUCCGUUGAAUACGACGAACUUAUCAAUAAAACAUACGAUUGGCCUACGAAAGACAUGAAACAUGGAUUCCCAGUGCCUGUUAUGGAGAGAAGCUCUAUGGAUGAAGAGUAA
This is a messenger RNA of Necator americanus (New World hookworm), 1881 nucleotides long. RefSeq lists its product as uncharacterized. Gene Ontology annotation, biological process: malate metabolic process; pyruvate metabolic process. The coding region runs from base 1 to 1881 and encodes 626 amino acids. Gene Ontology annotation, molecular function: NAD binding; malate dehydrogenase (decarboxylating) (NADP+) activity. Lineage: Eukaryota; Metazoa; Nematoda; Chromadorea; Rhabditida; Ancylostomatidae. The record is from RefSeq and is a predicted model, not a curated record. Gene Ontology annotation, cellular component: mitochondrion. The transcript has 16 exons.